AAGACGUUUAGUGUGCCAGCACCUCUAAGGAAUUCGAUUAAUGGCAAAACAUUUUUCUUCGGAUUCUACCCGCAAAAUAAAAAUCAAAACUAUCUGCAAAAUAUCUAAAAUCAGUAGUCCUUGCAUAGUGGAUGCAAGGCAGUCAAGCUACCAGCAAAGUCAUCGAUCACUCCAAAUCCAAAUCAAAAUACACAAAUUAUGGUGAAGGACUAUACACACACCAAUUGGAAAUAGCAUAACACUUUAUACCCGAACUUAACCUGAGAGUGAUAAAGAAACUUUUGUAUACAGUGUAUCUAUUCAUAAAUGGUUUCUACUUUCAUUGGCCUCCUUGAUAUUCAAUCAUGGUGGGAGAUACCGUGCAUAUCUCAUUUUUGUUCGUUGUUUAGUUCAGCAUUUGAUCUACCAGAUAUUGACAUAGAAGAUUUAGAGUCAGCUCUUUUAUGCGAUGGCACCGACUACCAAGUUGGCUUAGUUCCUGAGCUUAUUGUUCGUCUCUUGAAAGGUUGCGAUGCUCUCAAGUGUGUUGCAAAUGACAUCACAACGAGCAAUUAUCAGAUGUUCUUAAGGCGUUACUUACGCCAACAGUGUCGCACACAUAAUAUAGAAAAUCAUUUUGAUACGGAUAUCGAUUUUCAAUCAUUAGCGGUUCGCAAGCGUUUACUCAUUUUACACGCACUAUGUCAUUUUCGAUUAGAAUCCCGAGAUGUUGAAGUGAUUCUCAGCAACCUAGAAGCAGACAGUCUUCGGGUGGAGCCGUUGGGAUAUGAUUCCAAAAACUCCGGAUAUUGGUAUUUCUAUGGAACGCGACUCUACCGCGAAGACACAAAACAAAAUAAUAAAACCAAAAUCUGGCAAGUGAUUUGCUUCACUGAAGAAGAUUGGCAGAAUCUAGCAAGCAAAUUUAAGUCGGCUACAAAUGUCAAAGAAAAAGCGCUUUAUAAUAUACUAAAUGAAAACUUUUUACCGAAACUGCCACAGCUGUUUCGAGAACGGGAAAAACUUCGAAGAAAGAAAUUACUUCAAACUCGGAACUCAAGUCGUAUCCGAAAUUUAGUUGAAGUUAAGGCGCGUCAGGAACAAGAGCGAGUUAAAGCGGAACGCCUUGAAAGAGCUCGUUUAGAACAGCGUAUACUUCUUGAGCCGCCCCGAAUAGCAUCAUCAAAAAGCCGAAGAAGACGCUCCCAGUCUACUUCAACUGCUAGUGGUAUAUCAACAUAUGCAAGUUCAAUAAGACCCACAACUAAUUCCAGUGAUUUUUUAUAUCAGAGAGAAACCUUUUGCUUAACACCAGACGAUGUAGGCGCUGAAUCGACAUCGACUAAUACAGGAAAUCAGGCCGAUCAAGCAUCACAAGGCAACCCAGACGAAAUUCAAACUUUUGAAGACAACCAGAAUCUAGACUUGAAUACUACAACUCAACAACAACACAAACUAAAAAAACCGAAUUUAUUAACUAAAAAGACUCGAAAAACUAGAGAAAGUGGUGAUUGUUCUUCUUCAACAACUGAGGACAAGGAGAAUUACCGCUACAUAUCCGAUUCAGAAUCUGAGUCGGAAAAUAAUAUGGCACCAACUACAAAUAUAAAAUUGCCUGGCAGGCAGACAAACAAUUCCCUAUCGUCCUUACCGGGAAAUAUUUUUAUUCCGCCUUUGAGUGAAGGCAAAGAUCAAGAACCACCACCAGCUCGAAGAGCUAGCAAUUCUGGAAGCAAGUCGGGUGGGAAGAAACAAAAGAAUCCACCAACAACAGCAUCAGUUGCGUCGACAUCAUCAGCCUCAACUGUGCGUGCUGGUACAUCGGCAAUUAAUGCUGAACAAACAGUUAAGAGUAAAAAGAAAACCUCAUCUAAGUCCUCAUCAGAAGAUGUAACGUCGUCAUCGAACAGCGGUACGAAUAAAUAUUUCUAUAGCACAACCAAUAUUAGUCAAACAAAUCCAAGCAUUCUGAUAAACAACAAAAACUUCAACAAAAAUCCUCCGAAUUUUCUUAGUUUUACCGAAACCGACGAAGUGCUUCAAAUCGGCAUGCAUAAGGUUCUAGUUUAUGUGAAGAACCACCGAGACGCCUGGCCAUUUAUGGACCCCGUCGAGGAAGACAUCGCCCCCAGAUAUUAUACGAUCAUAAGAAGGCCGAUGGACCUUUUAAAAAUGGAAGACAAACUUGAUAAUGGGGAGUACAACAAGUUUAGCGAAUUCAGAAAUGAUUUCAAACUAAUAGUCAACAAUUGUAGGCUGUACAAUGGACAAAAUAACGAAUACACAGAAAUGGUUAACAAUCUGCAGGAAGCGUUUGAUAAAGCAACUAAAAAAUAUUUCGACCACAUGUCGGACGAUGAUGAUGAUUCUGCAAACCUUAACUAUCCUGACUCCAAAAUGAACGUCUUCCGAGAGAAGUAUUUCAAUAAGGAAAACUCCGAAGGCGAUGAGGAAAAUAAUGUGGCGGGUGCGCUUAGCAAGAAGACUCAUACAAAAUUGGAAAAACAUAAUUCUAAAAAGCCAGAUAAAAACGAAGAAGGAACAGAAGACGAGGAGAAAAUCGAAAGCGAAGUUAUUCAAGAGUCUGCAAGUCGUUCGAAUAAGAGGAAGAGAAAAGAUAAGGACAAACGAAGAAAGAAGAAAUCCAAGAGUAAACCUGUAGAGGAAAUUCCAGAUGAGGAUAAUUGUAGUUCGCCUGAAGACGAAGCAAAGUCUCGUAAGAAGAAGGAUGACCCGGGAACCUCAUGUGGCAGAAAGACGAAGAAAAAAACAAGUAUAAAGCAGAAUGGCGAAAGUAAGAAGAAGCAAAAGAUCAAUGCCACGUCGAAUUCGAAACGAGCACAUAAAAAUGGUGAAACUGGAGACGAAUCGGAAUCGGAGGAUGAAAAAAUAAGUGAAGUAAGCAAACCGCCUGCGAAGGUACAAGAAAAAAGUUCUGCCGCGGGCCAAAAAUCUAAAAAAGGAACAACAGAAGUUUCGAAAAAGAGAAAAAGUCGGGCGAAACGAUCAACAUCCGUGAAUGCAACUGCUCGAUCAAAAGCUCUUGCUGCAAGAAAUAAGAGUCAAGCAGGUCGAGCUGAAUAUUUAGAAGCUGCCAAAGUCAAGGAAUUAGAUGAAGAAAAUGUUAAUGAAGAUGAUGAUGAAGAGGAAAAGGAGGAAUCAAGAUCUCGCAGUGUUUCUCCUUUCAAAGUCGAUUUGCAUAAAAAAUAUGCCAAAAGUGCACUUAUUGAUGAUUCCAAGGAGGAAUACGACGAAGAUGAUUUUAGAUCAGUUUCCACACGAAGUAGUUCAAGGGAAUCGUCUAUUGAACGUCCACCAACGCCUCCGGUGGUGGAAAUUCCAAAGCCAUCUACAUCAAAGCAACAGACCAAAAAGCCAGAGUACCGAAAAGAAAACUCAACAGGAAGUAUCUCCGACCAAUCCGUUGCUAAGAGCGACAAAAUAUCAACAACUCCUCUGGAUGUUCCGCUUUUCUUAGACAAGUAUGACUUGAUAAAACAACGGCGAAGUCGAACGAAUAAUACUGAAGAAAAAGUAAGCACAGUAACAGCGGCUAAAAAAGAACCAAAAAAGAUGACUUCGGCUGCUGCUACCUCUUCACCGAACGCACCUUCUACAGGACGCUCUAGAGUUCAGAGGGAGUCUACUGAUAAGUCUAAAGCUAAAGUCAAAGACUUCGCAGAAGAAAAGCAACCUUCAUCAAAAGAUCAGAAAAGUGAAGAUAUGGAGAAGAAGGCAUCAGCUGAGAAAACAACUAAAGUUGAAGAAAACCAGUUUGCAUUGAAAGAUGUUGAACCACCAAAGACAACAACCAGCAAAGCACCAAAAAAGUCUACAAUAAAUUCAGCCGCAGUAAAGAAGCCAGCGAAAGACACUGAAAAACCAGCAACCAAGAAGACACCUGCAAGAAAAGCGGCUUCAUCUGCUGCCGCUGCUACACCUGCACCGGUUUCGCCCCCAAUGGAAAGCCCAUCAAAAUCAAAAUCGACUGCCGCUACUGGUAAAGCAACCAACUUGGAAGCACUUGAGUUAGAAACAGAGCAGACAUUAAAAGAUAUUAAUCGCUGGCUAGAGCAUACACCUCGCUUCCCUGAAUUCAGUUCGGCCAGUAACUCACCAUCGCGUUACAAUGCUCUUUUAGAUGAUUUCGACUCUGUGUCAACGAAACUCGAUCCUGCUGAUUUUCGACGCCCAGUGCCUAUUACAACUCCAAAAAUUGACUUAGUUCCGAAGCUUGCGGAAUCUCUGGACGAUUUGGUAGCCGAGGCAGAAGUGCCGUCUUGUAAAAAGGACUUGAUAGUCGAACUUAUACCAACAAUUGGACCAAGCAGUGUCAGUUCAAGUUGCGGAACUCCACCGCAUUCGAGUAAUUCCAAUAACUCGGGUGGAAGUACAAGUGUGAACGCAUCAUCCACUUCAUCAACAGCAAUGAUUCCUCCAGUCAUACCGCCAAAGCCCAAAGAACCAUCCACGAUUCAACUUUUAGUCAAUCCUCCUCCACCACCACACAUUAAAAAUCAAAUGCAAAAAGAAGCCAAGAGAAAGUCGCUUAAAGAGAAGCUUGCUGCAGGUGCGAAUCCAAGGCGAAAAGACUUAGUGGGAACUAUUGAUCGUUUGAAACCAGGCAAGACAAAAGGUAAUCUUAUUCAAAGUGUUGCCAAACCCGAUGAACUCUUUCCGCCUGGAGUGCAGCAAAAAGUUAAGGAGAUUAAAAAUGCUCUCGUUGUGAAGACCGACGAUAGUGUUCCGAAGUUAAGCUUAGGCAGCGUUCUGGAUAAUGAUGGCUUUGGCCUCGGACACUCCCAUAGUUUCGUAGAUAGGGACAAAACGGAAACUAUUUCAGAGAAAAAAGAUGAACUUGCUAAGCCUAUUGAUAAGCCACUUGAAAAUGAGACUGAAAAGUCCUCUUCAAGCUUAAAUGAGACUCCGUUUGAGGUGAAAAAAGUGAGUAACCCUGAACCUAAAGGCGAUACGUCAUCGGCUACACCGAAUUUGAGUGCAUGGCUUAAGGCAUUUGGGGUUCCCAAGAAAACCAAAAAAAUUGAGGAGGAAGAAAACAAACAACAGCUUUUGAAACCAAACGAAGUCCCAGUUACUGAUAAACCAUCUGAAACAUCAAGUACUUCCUUAAACGCUAUGAAAUCUCCAUCAGAUAAUAAUAACUUUUCGCAACCACCGCCUCGUACCCGAAAAGCCAGUACAGGAAGCACAAUUUCGGAAAGGUCUUCUUUCAGUCAAGAUCCUGACAGUCCACGCAUUGCAAUCGACGAGCGUUUUGGGUCUUAUUCAGGAAAUUAUACCUCACCUAUUGGGGCGUCACCUAUUGGAGCCUCACCCAUCAUGGUUUCUCCAAAGCCAGAAGAUGUGGGAAAACCCAAUUCUCCAUACCCGUUGAACGGUACUAUCAAAGUUGGAUUCUAUCAGGACACCACUACAAAAAGUUCUCCCGAUAAGAGCUGCAGUCCGCGGGAACUCCCAUCGCCUUAUCCACAGUACUCACAGCAUAUUUAUUCGUCAGCAUCGUCACCCAACGUGUCUACAACUGAGAUGAGUGGAAAUUCACCCUAUGGCGGAAAUAGUUAUGCACCCUCUGCAGGGUCUGAAGCAAGCAAGACACCAGUUUACUCGUCCACAUCACCGAUACCCAAUCUGUAUGAGCAAUAUAAACAACCCCAAUCCCAGGAAUCUGAUUACAACUCUUCGAUGUCACCGAGCACACCAAAUCCACAUUCCCCCUACCAAGCGGGAGCAAACUCCCCUUACCAACAUCCAGCACAGUCGCCAUACCAAAAUCCAAAUUCACCAUAUCAGCAGCCAACGGCUCCGGUAGUGCAAACCCAACAACAAGCAUCAGUUUCCCAAAACUUAACCUUCCAACCAACACCCAUUGACACUCCAGUUGUGGCCCAAAAUACUGUUCCAAAUCAACAAACUGGUGAUACCACAGCUGUGCCAGAACUGCAGCAGCAAAGCUCCCCCUACCAGCAACCUUCGAACUCCCCAUACCAACAGCAACAAAGUUCGCCAUACACUCCGAGCAGUGUUGGCUCUGCAUAUCAGCCUCCAAAUGUUUUCCAAGAUGCGACUAAUAAUCCCUCACAGCAAUCUCCCAAAAUAGCUAAACUUGCAGUGCCAAGUAACCCACAACCAGCGCAACAAACCGUUCCCCAAACUGAUAUUCCAACAUACGAUACGACUCAGCAGUAUCUUGCCUAUCAACAGCAACAGACAUCUUGUCAACAGCAACAACAACAGCAACAGCAGCCACAGCAAGAUGCAACUAUGCGAUCUAUGUUCAACCUUAACAAAACAACAGAUUGGAAUAUGUCACAAGUUACCGAGCAAUUUCAUCCACCAACUUACGCCCAAUACACUUUGGCUGCUAUGAGCAAAGACCUGUCAACACCAAAGCCUCAAGAUCAAUACCUUCAGGACCAACAGAAUAACGCCAACACAAAUCCCCUGAAACGUCAUUUAGAAAACGAAAAUGAUGUUCUGAACCCAGACUAUAACAAUAAAGUGGCGAAGCGGACUGAUCCUCAACAACAACUGCAACAACAGCAGCAGCAGCAGCAGCAGCAGCAACAACAACAACAACAGCAGCAACAACAGCAGCAGCAACAACAACAGCAAGCUCAGCAACAGCAGGCUCAGCAACAACAACAGGCUCAACAACAACAACAAGCUCAGCAACAACAGCAGGCUCAGCAACAACAGCAGCAGGCUCAGCAACAACAACAACAGAGACAACAACAGCAGCAGCAGCAACAACAACAACAACAACAGCAACAGCAACCAAGCAAGCAACAGCAGAUGUAUGAUAGCUUUUUGGGUUCGAUCGGUUAUGGGAAGCACUUGGAUAUACCACCAAAUAAAGCAUUUGAUAUUUAUAAUCGGGCAGCCAAUAUGGGUUACUCCAAAGAAUACUCAAAUCCGACUGCGGUCAAAGACUCAUCCCUUCAACAGCAACAACAACAACAACCACAACAAACCCAACAACCCGUUGUAGAUAACAACAGCUUAUUGACGAAACCGCUUAAUAUGGCAAAUUCCAACACUUUCAAUACACCACAGCAAUUGCAACAACAACAACAGGUUCAACAACAGCAAGUUCAACAACAGCAAGUUCAACAGCAACAACAGGUUCAGCAACAACAGGUUCAACAACAACAACAGGUUCAGCAACAGCAGGCUCAACAACAACAGCAACAACAACAAAAUAUCUACACCAAACCACAAAACUCUUACCCCACAAACCUCUCACAAGCAUCUUCUUCCGUUGCAAUUGACAAACCAAAUGAUUCUUUAAUUAGUCAUCUAAAUAGUUACAAGCCGCAAACUUAUGGGAGUCCAACCUCAUCAUUGCUUAACAUAAAUCAUCACCCUCUCUCUUCCGUGAUGGAUGAAACAAUGAUGGGCUUGAACCAAAACACACAAAACAAUGGAUUGACUGGAGUAGGCUAUUAUGACAAAAGUAUGCCGCCGGUGGCGCAUAUGAAUAUAGCAACACAAAUGUACCAGAAUCUUACUCCCUAUGGGAGCCAUACGACUGCUAUUUCAAGAGAGCAACAGCAACCCCAAAGCAACUAUGUCCCGUCGUCGGUGAGCAAUGUUAACAAUACGGUAGUACCACCUUCGAGCCAACCAUUGGACGUUAUUGCUCUGGAAUCAAAGCCAGCCAAAAAGACUCGAGGCCGCAAAAAGGCAACGACGACACCGGCAGUGACUGCUGCCACUACUGUUAAUGAAAUUUCUGCAAAAGCCACCCACAAUGCUCCACAGCCACAGAGUGGCACGGGGGUUGCAAAUAGCCAGGUGGCGAACAGUCAGGUGGCAAAUGCAAGUGCUCAACAGCAAAUGAACUUACAUCAUCCGCAGAUGCAAAACAUUCAAGGUUUCCAGCUCUAUGCGGGACUCAAAACUGGCGUAAGUGCACCUUCUAAUAUGCCCUCGUCUACGUCGUCGUCGGAUGCGGGCGCUAUAUCGCUUAAGACUACCGCAGCAGCUGCUGCUAGCAUGGUCCCCGGAAGUGCUUUCAACUUUGGACCAUCACCCGCUGGUUUGGGGCUUUCAGCUGCAGGAAUUUAUGGUGAAAACACUGGCUAUUUAGAUCAAUUUCGCGAUGCUUCUAACCCCUACUACAUGCCGACUCCAACACAUCGAACGGGGACAGCUGAUGCCACCGCAGUGGACAAAACCAACAAUACAGCUGCUGCUUCGUAUCCAUUCCUAGCACACCCAUCCUCAAGGACACCGGCUUUUAAUCCGUUCGUGAACGCUCCGCAGCUGGAUGCCAAUUCGCCGUUUUAUCAGCAAUACAUGCAACGUCAAGACGAUUUCCGAGCUCGGAUGAUGAUCAACCAAGGUCUGCUUGCUCCAGGAGGCCCAGCUGGUUAUCCUCAGCCGGGUGGCUAUCGCGCAUCAUCCCUCGGAAUCCCCAAACCAUACGACAUUAAUCGGCAACCGUGGUUCUAGCAGCAGGAGGAACACGAGCAGCAGCAAUAAAGCUCUCUAAAGCACUAACACUGAAUCUGAAUGAAUCAAAAAUACACACUACUAAAAACCAAAGAGCGGUGAAAUAAGGUUUCAACUUAAAUUUCCCCAAAGUAAACCAUUUAUUAGUAAAAUAAAAAACAAACAAAAAGAACAGGCCUUCCUGGGCAAGUAUACAAAAAUUUAAAUUAGUGCCUACCACAACGUCGUCUUCUUCAGUAAAAUCGAAGAGAUUUUAACUACAGACACUUAACCUAUGUAUAUGUACCAAUGUACCGUACCACAAACAAGAGGACUAGGAGUGAGGUGGUGUAAAAUUUUCUUUGAUUUAAAUUAAAUUAUGUGUGACAUUAAUUUAAUUUAAGUUUUGUUAAAUCUUUGAGAUUUGAUUUUUAUUAUUUUUUGUAUUUCAUUAUUAUGUAGUUAUAUUUUGUUGACGUUAAAUCAUUGAAAAUAUAAAUAUUUUAUAUAUAGGUAUAAAACAAAACAAAAAUAUAUGUAUAACAUUCCUUGAUGUAAAUACUAAGAAUUAAUGAUAACUCUUAAGAGAUUUUGUAAAUAGCUUCAUAUAAAGUUCUUUUUUAGUUUAAAAUAAAUCACUUACAUUUUUAAGCGUAAAGUUUUUGAUAUACGACUAAGAUUGCAAUACAUAUAUUUUUAUUUUUUUUAUUUAGUAUUUUAUAUAUAAACAAAAAAGAUCAACAACAUAAAAACACAACCAAUAUAGCAUAUUUAAUCAGCACUCUAAUUCUAUUUUAUUAAUUCUAUUACAAAGUUUUUACACCGUCAAGGAAAGUCGAUAUAUUUCUUUUUUUUUAAAUUUUAUUUUGUAUUUGUAUUAAAAAAUGUUAUACUAAUUAAAAGAGAAAAUUUAUAUGAUACAUGUAUUUUUGUGUUGAAUUAAGAUUAAAAGCAAAAUUAAGUUAUACAAAAUUUAUAUAUAGAAAUAUUAAUAUCAUUUAAAUGUAAACAAAUUGUUAACCUAAAAUUUGAUUUGUAUAAAUAGAAAACGUAAAAAAAAAGAAAAAAUAUAAAUAUAUUACUUGUGUUAGUUAUUGACAAUAAGUCAUUACACAUAAUUUUAAUGUACCUAGAUUAAAUUUAAGAAACUUGUAUAAAAAGUAAAAUUAAUUUACGAUAAAAUUGCAGGUAUUCUGUAAUAGAGAAAAUUAUGUAUAAAACUAUUAAACAAAAAAUCUAUAUAAAAUAAUUUUAACAAAA
Messenger RNA from Eupeodes corollae, 9693 nucleotides. It is a transcript of the gene dikar, whose product is annotated as protein split ends. The transcript has 9 exons. The record is from RefSeq and is a predicted model, not a curated record. Gene Ontology annotation, biological process: positive regulation of transcription by RNA polymerase II; chromatin remodeling. Lineage: Eukaryota; Metazoa; Arthropoda; Insecta; Diptera; Syrphidae. Bases 307 to 8454 code for a protein of 2715 amino acids. Gene Ontology annotation, cellular component: histone acetyltransferase complex; RSF complex; CERF complex. Gene Ontology annotation, molecular function: histone H3 acetyltransferase activity; protein binding.